CCACAACGCACUGUACUCAUUCUUCAUCGACCGAAACAGAGUUGUGGAGGGUCACACCGACAGAGGCCAUGGAGAGCUCGCCGCCCACCAUCACCAUCCAGGUCAAGUUCGCCGGGCGGACCAUCCCCGUGGAGGUCCCGGCCGCCGCGACCACCGCGGAGCUGAAACGUCUCCUCCAGCCGCUCACCAACGUCCUCCCCCGCGGCCAGAGGCUUGUCUGCAAAGGUAAAGUGCUUCAGGACGCCGCGAGCCUGAGCUCGAUGCAGGUGGUAGACGGAUCCAAGGUCAUGCUCAUCGCCUCGCAGGGUCUCCAUCAGGGGGAUGGCCCCAUCACAAAGAAUAGCAGCAGUUCUGCAACAAGUGUAGCAAGGACCUUGAAUGUUAAGGAACGUCAAACACAAAAACCAGAGGCAGUUGUUGGCAAAAGCCGAGCUGAGCGAUGGAAAUUGACGGGCGUUGUUGCGCUGCAUGAUUGCGACUUGAAGGCAGUGCCGGAGGAAGUCUGGGACUGUGGCCCCUCAGUACGGAUAUUAGAUGCCAGCAACAACUGUAUCAAGGAAAUUCCGCAUAAAAUCGCUGCUCUUAAAUCUCUAAAUAAAUUGCUCCUAACUGCCAAUGAUAUAGAUGAUGGGAACAUCAGCUGGGAAGGUCUAUCAUGCCUUCAAAAAUUAUUAAACCUGUCUUUAAGCCAGAACCGACUGGUUAGCUUGCCGUCGACUUUGGGCUCACUGACUUCUCUGCGUGAACUUCGUAUUGCAAGCAACAGGCUUGAUAACUUACCUAUCGAAAUAGGAUCGCUGAAGCAUCUCCAGAUUCUGAUAGCAAAUAACAAUAGGAUAGCUACAUUGCCUUUAUCUAUAGGAGAUUGUGAAUCUCUCACUGAGGUUGACUUCUCAUCAAAUCUCUUAACUGAACUGCCAGAGGCCUUUGGGAAGCUUUAUAAUCUCAAGGUUUUGCAUCUAAGGAACAAUGGCCUUACAUCCCUGCCUUCGACGUUAUUUAAAAAGUGUAUGCAGCUUAUUACACUUGAUCUCCAUGGAACAGAAAUCACAAAUGAUAUUCUUCGGCAGGUGGAGGGGUGGGAGGAGUUCGACGAGCGUCGGCGGCAGAAACAUCAGAAGCAGCUAGACUUCCGUGUUGGCUCAUCUGGUGUGUUCGAUGAAGGCGCCGAUGAUGACAACAGGCGUAGGUAGUAAUUUAUUGCCUGUUGGGAGCAAGAUCGUCUGCUCUGUAUGAAGCUUUUGCCCCGGAUAAAACAGAGUUUUAGACCUUGACAUGAAAAACUUUGUUACUCAGUCACAGGAUAGAUGUUCUUAAGAAAUGCAUGACACUGCUGAAUA
Molecule: messenger RNA, 1340 nt
Organism: Panicum hallii
Lineage: Eukaryota; Viridiplantae; Streptophyta; Magnoliopsida; Poales; Poaceae
Product: plant intracellular Ras-group-related LRR protein 8
Exons: 10
Coding region: 69-1193 (374 amino acids)
Molecular function (GO): protein binding
Source: RefSeq, a predicted model, not a curated record